Molecule: messenger RNA, 971 nt
Organism: Dermacentor andersoni
Lineage: Eukaryota; Metazoa; Arthropoda; Arachnida; Ixodida; Ixodidae
Product: very long chain fatty acid elongase AAEL008004-like
Biological process (GO): fatty acid elongation, saturated fatty acid; fatty acid elongation, polyunsaturated fatty acid; fatty acid elongation, monounsaturated fatty acid
Cellular component (GO): endoplasmic reticulum membrane
Molecular function (GO): fatty acid elongase activity
Source: RefSeq, a predicted model, not a curated record
AUGUCGCCCGAAAUGGCUUCGCAUGCACCUUUCUUCUCUGACGAUGCCAGUCGCGUAUGGCUGCCGAAGCGCGACCAUCGCACCAUAGGUUGGCCGCUGACUGACAGUCCCCUGCCACUCCUCGUGAUCACGGCCGCGUACGUGUACUUCGUCAAGGUGGCCGGUCCCCGCUGGAUGUCCCGGCGCAAGCCGUUCGAGCUGAAGGCCUGCAUCCUCGUCUACAACCUGUCGGCCACCCUCCUCAGCGCGUUCUUCGUGUGUCGUUUCGUGAAGCUCGCUUACUGGGACCUGGGCUACACCUUCCUGCAGGACCUGGAUAUGACCGACUCUCCAGCCAACCUGGAGAUCGUGCACUUGUCCUGGUGGUUUUACAUGUUCAAAGUCUUCGAGCUCGCCGACACCGUGUUCUUUGUGCUGCGUAAGAAGAACCACCAGGUCAGCGCGCUGCAUGUCGUGCACCAUGUGACCGUCGCCUGGAACAUGUGGCUGAACGUGGCCUAUGGAGGCCAGUCGCACGAGAUGUUCAUAAUGUGCCUGAACGCGUUUGUGCACGUGUUCAUGUACGCGUACUACUUCCUCGCGGCGCUCGGUCCAGCCUACAAGCACCUGCUGUGGUGGAAGAAGUACAUGACCAUGAUGCAGAUCUUGCAGUUUGUCCUCAUGUUUGUGCAGUCCGUCGGCAUGGUGUUUGCCGAGGGGAACUAUGUUGGCCUCUUCGUGUGGACUUUGGUGGCGCACGCGAUCCUGUUCUUCGUGUGGUUCGUCGUGUUCUACAUUCAAUCUUACUCCAGGAAGAAGCAGUAGGUCCAUGCACCGUUCCGUCAGUGAACAAGCACGCUGUUUUUUUUUUCUUUAAGUUUCUUGAACUUAAGUUAUUUGGGCUACUUUGAAAGUAAAGAGUGCCUGAGAUUUUCCGAAAGUGUGUUCUGUGUUGCGCUGUACCAGUUUUAGAGUGUUGAAGAUACUUUUUU